GAGCCUUAUCCGAGCCGCGGAGAAGGGGCUGGAGAAUUGGAGCGGACAUCAAUUAUACAGGACAUCUUAUUUACCGCGUUUAGUGCGUGAUAAGGCAGUAAGACUAGCUCUUCAUACCGCUGCUCCGCCGUUAAGACUCUCUAUCGAGCUUUUCCGGUCAACCGGUGAUGUAUUCCAGCAUUUGAAUGAUAUUGCUAGCCAGCUAGCUAGCUAGCUGUUGAGCUAGCUAUACGGUGCGUGACUCGGAGUAAGUCAGCGUUAAAUUCUCGGACGUUAUUUUUACUAACACAACUGACUGCAUCCACCCGAGAGACAUCCAAACAGUUGGUGGUUUUAACUUCAGUCGGUCAGUGCUGUAGGUGUCGCGCGCGUCGCUACUAUUUUAGCUAGAUAAGGAUUGAAUGAAAUAACGUUAGCUUGCCACGGUCAGCGGAAACGAGCCAGUUAACAAGGAUAACGUUAACUUAUCCUGCUCCUGGCUGAUCCACCGCCAUCCAGCUAAUCUAGCACAUGCUAUCUGAGCUAGCCACCCACAGGCACACAGUCAGCUCGGUAGGUCACCGCCAGCCGUAAAGUUGUAGGGAGCGAUCGGACCUGCGGGACAGUUAGCUCCUAUCAAACGUCAAGUUGGCCAUCUUCCGCUUAAGUCCAGUAUAAAAGGCUGACCAGCGUCAGGUCGUUUUUACGGAUAAGGCCGGAGUGAGGACAGAAACCUGCAAACAUGCCGGCUGUGUCGAAAGGAGAUGGAAUGCGCGGAUUAGCUGUUUUCAUUUCGGACAUUAGAAACUGUAAGAGCAAGGAAGCUGAGAUCAAACGGAUCAAUAAAGAGCUGGCCAACAUUCGCUCAAAGUUUAAAGGGGACAAGGCUCUGGAUGGCUACAGCAAGAAGAAGUAUGUCUGCAAGCUGCUCUUCAUCUUUCUGCUCGGCCAUGACAUUGACUUUGGCCACAUGGAGGCGGUCAACCUGCUGAGCUCCAACAAGUACACAGAGAAACAGAUAGGCUACCUGUUCAUCUCAGUGCUGGUGAACAGCAACAGCGAGCUGAUCCGCCUCAUCAACAACGCCAUCAAGAAUGACCUGUCCAGCCGUAACCCCACCUUCAUGUGCCUGGCACUUCACUGCAUCGCAAACGUAGGAAGCCGUGAGAUGGCCGAGGCCUUUGCGAGCGAGAUCCCUCGGAUCCUGGUUGCUGGCGAUACGAUGGACAGCGUGAAACAGUCAGCUGCCUUGUGUCUGCUGCGGCUCUACAAGACUUCUCCUGACUUGGUGCUGAUGGGUGAGUGGACGUCACGCGUGGUGCACCUGCUCAACGACCAACACAUGGGUGUGGUGACAGCAGCCAUCUCUCUCAUCACCUGUCUGAGCCAGAAGAAUCCAGAUGAGUUCAAGACCUGUGUUUCCCUGGCUGUUUCGCGACUCAGCAGGAUUGUGUCGUCAGCCUCCACUGACCUGCAGGAUUACACCUACUACUUCGUACCAGCACCGUGGCUCUCCUGCAAGCUGCUGCGCCUGCUGCAGUGCUACCCUCCACCAGAAGAUGGUGCUGUCAAAGGCCGCCUGGUAGAGUGUCUGGAGACCAUCCUUAACAAGGCCCAGGAGCCACCAAAGUCCAAGAAGGUCCAGCAUUCCAAUGCUAAGAAUGCCAUCUUGUUUGAGGCUAUCUCACUUAUCAUCCAUUAUGACAGUGAGCCAAACCUGCUGGUGCGAGCCUGUAACCAGCUGGGCCAGUUCCUGCAGCACAGAGAGACUAACCUUCGCUACCUGGCUCUGGAAAGCAUGUGCACCCUGGCCAGCUCUGAGUUUUCCCAUGAGGCCGUCAAGACACACAUCGAGACGGUCAUCAACGCCCUCAAGACUGAGAGGGAUGUGAGUGUUCGACAGCGGGCGGCCGAUUUGCUGUAUGCUAUGUGCGAUCGCAGCAAUGCCAAGCAGAUAGUAGCCGAGAUGCUCAGCUACCUUGAGACAGCAGACUACUCCAUCAGAGAGGAGAUGGUGCUGAAAGUGGCCAUACUCGCCGAGAAGUAUGCUGUGGAUUACUCCUGGUACGUGGACACCAUUCUCAACCUCAUCCGCAUCGCCGGCGACUACGUCAGCGAAGAGGUGUGGUAUCGUGUCAUUCAGAUCGUCAUCAACCGAGACGACGUGCAGGGCUACGCCGCCAAGACGGUCUUUGAGGCCUUGCAGGCCCCUGCCUGCCAUGAGAACAUGGUGAAGGUCGGAGGCUAUAUUUUGGGAGAGUUCGGUAACCUGAUUGCUGGGGACCCACGCUCCAGCCCCCUGGUCCAGUUCAACCUUCUCCACUCCAAGUUCCAUCUGUGCUCCGUGCCGACUCGCGCCCUGCUGCUGUCAGCCUACAUCAAGUUCAUCAACCUGUUCCCAGAGACCAAGGCCACCAUCCAAGAGGUUCUGCGCUGCGACAGCCAGAUCCGCAACUCGGACGUGGAGCUGCAGCAGCGCGCUGUUGAGUACCUCAAGCUCUCUUCCAUUGCCAGCACCGAUGUCCUGGCCACUGUCCUGGAGGAGAUGCCUCCCUUCCCGGAGAGGGAGUCGUCAAUCCUGGCUAAGCUGAAGAAGAAGAAGGGUCCUGGUGCUGUGUCUGUGACAGAGCUGGAAGACAGCAAAAGGGAGGGCGGGGAGUUGAAUGGAGGCGCCGACCGGGGGCCAGACACAGCAGCAAUGGCUGCCUCCAACGCUUCCACCCCGUCACCAUCAGCAGACCUCCUCGGGAUUCGUUCUGCUGCUCCCAUUGGUGCUGCUCCAGCCAGCGCUGGCAGCCUAUUGGUGGAUGUGUUCUCCGAGGCGGGGCCUGCCGCACCUUCUGCUGCUGUGAACGAUGAUGGCUUCCUAAGCUCUGCUCCUCCCUCUGAGGAUCCUGCUCCUCCUCUGUCUGAGGCAGACGAACUUCUUAACAAGUUUGUGUGCAAGAACAACGGGGUUCUGUUUGAGAAUCAGCUGCUACAGAUUGGCAUCAAGUCAGAGUACCGUCAGAAUCUGGGGAGAAUGUACUUAUUCUACGGUAACAAGACGUCAGUGCAGUUCGCCAGCUUCACCACCACAGUCAGCUGUCCCGGAGAGCUGCAGUCUCAGCUCAACGUGCAGACUAAACCAGUGGAGCCACUGGUGGAGGGUGGAGCCCAGAUCCAGCAGGUCCUCAACAUCGAGUGUCUGACUGACUUCUCUGAUGCCCCCCUGCUCAACAUCAAGUUCAGAUAUGGAGGAGCUCUGCAGAACCUGACCCUCAAGCUGCCCGUCACCAUCAACAAGUUCUUCCAGCCAACUGAGAUGUCCUCACAUGACUUCUUCCAGCGCUGGAAACAGCUUAGCCAGCCUCAGCAAGAAGCACAAAAGAUAUUCAAGGCCAACCACAGCAUGGACACUGAAGUACUUAAGGCUAAGCUACUUGGUCUAGGAACGGCCCUGCUGGACAAUGUCGAUCCAAACCCAGAGAACUACGUGUGUGCUGGAGUGAUCCAGACCAAGGGCCAGCAGGUUGGCUGUCUGCUAAGACUGGAGCCAAACGCCCAGGCACAGAUGUACCGUCUGACUCUGCGCUGCAGCAAGGACUCUGUGUCCAAGCGUCUCUGCGAGCUGCUAGCCCAACAGUUCUAGAGUCCAGACCUCUACCAUGACCAGUACUCCCCACCAUCCCCACCAGCGACCUCUCCCUUGAGCCCUCCUGCCACACCUCUCCUCCUCCUCCCUCCAACAAAGAAUCUUUGAGUAAAAAGAAAAAAGAAAAAAAAAGAAAAGGCGUAACCAACAUAAGGGAAAAAGCAGCCGCUGCUAGCAGCAGCAAUAUUAUUGUCAUUAUUCUUGUCCCAGAUUCUGAUUCCAGUUCAUCUUCUACUUGUUUAUUAACAUGAUGCUACGUUCUUUUUUUUUUUUUGUUGGUGUUUACCUGUGUAGCUGGUGUGUGCGUGCGUGUGUGUCACGGUUGUGCUGGGGUCUCAUUCUGCUUCCUCUGUAGUACCGAUAGUGUGUGUGUGUGUGAGAGGGAGAGGGAGAGAGAGAGAGGAAGAGAGAGAGAGAUUUCAUUUGAAUCAGUAGAACAUUCCGUGAAGUUAAAUGGGAGAAUCUGUUCAUUGCACACAUGCACUCACACACACACACACACACACACACACACACACUAGUCCAAGGUCUCUAUGACUUCUUGUGGUUCUGGUGGGAGCCACUAGUGAUCUGAGGGUCCAGCGCUCUUAUCUUCUGCUUCUGCCCACUCAUUUCCGUCAAGCAUUCCCAGUGGAAGAUGCACUUAAGGUGUUGGGAUCCACUCCAGCAUGAGCCCAGAGGCCCUGUAAAGAACAGCCCUUCAUUUCUAUGAACUAAUACACUUUGUUUGUUAUUGACGUGUAUGUAAAUAUGUGCCAGUGGAUUACUUUACUGCUUUCUGAGACAUUCCCAUCACGCUUGUUUAGAAGGCCUGUGUUUAUAUCUAACCCAGGCCCGCCCGAGGAGAAGGAUGGCACAGAGUGGACACUGUGUAGAUGGUACAGGGAAUGAGACCCGCGGUGUUUAAACAGACGCUAGAUCCGUUUGAGUCCAUCUCAUCCUCAGCCUGGGAGAUGCUCCAGGUCUUUAUCGAAGGAGAGAAAGUUUGCGAGAUGUACACUUGACUAGCCAGCCACAGGGUUCUCUUCACUGAAGUCGUUUCUCUUGUAAAACUGGAACAUUGUUUCUGAAAACACUCCUUAUCAGAGGUGGAGAACAUAACCAGACGUACAUUUGUCAAAUGAGUUUUCUCUUGUAAAACUAAAGCAUGUUGCUUGACAGUGUUUUUGCAAGAGAGAAAACUCAGUUGUUGUUUGGGAAAUACACGUCUGGUUAAGUCCUCCACCUCUGAGAAGGAGCAGUGCACAGCUGCCUCUCUAAGAUUUGAAUAGGAAGCGGUUGGGACGGUGGAGGACACAGACCCAAAUAGGAUUGACUCCAUCUUUUGAGCCUUCGUGGCUCCUGGAGGCACAGCUACUGGCUCAGGUUGCUGCACCAGUGUCCACGUGGAGUCCUGUUUGUUUUUUGUUUUUUUGGUUUGUUUUUUUUUUUUCUUUGUGAAGAAGUGCACAGCCUUAGCUGUGAUUAGAACAGAUGCACCAUAUUCACCUGGAGGACGUGACAGCUUUGUAGCCAGGCAGUGAAACUCUGUCCAGAUGCUGUAGGAGCUGAAUCUAGCACCAACACAUGUAUGACAGAGAUGACUCUGACACAUAGACAGAUCCAUACUUUGGCUUCUCCAGCCAAAGCGUCUAGAGAAGAGAUCAGUCUGAUGUGUGCACGCAACCACUGCAGUAAAUGUUUAGACAACACUGAGAUUUUCAGCAACUUUCAGAGUCUAUAGAUUGAUGCGCCCAGCUGUCGAAACUCUUCCCGGGGCUUCCUGUCACACACAAGUACUGAUGUUGUGGGAGAGGACAAGGAUGUAAGACACCCAGAUGUCCAUGACAACUACUGGGGACUCGGUGUAUGUGUGUGAAUGUGAGUGUGGCUGUAAGCAGGUAAAACAAAAAAACAAAACAAAAAAAAAAAGCCUAGAGACAUUUCUAAUACAUGGUCACAUUACAUUCUGUGGCUGCACGG
Messenger RNA from Toxotes jaculatrix (banded archerfish), 5575 nucleotides. RefSeq names its product adaptor related protein complex 2 subunit alpha 1 (gene ap2a1). Lineage: Eukaryota; Metazoa; Chordata; Actinopteri; Toxotidae. The transcript has 21 exons. The coding region runs from base 722 to 3610 and encodes 962 amino acids. Gene Ontology annotation, biological process: intracellular protein transport; clathrin-dependent endocytosis. Gene Ontology annotation, cellular component: AP-2 adaptor complex; membrane coat. Gene Ontology annotation, molecular function: clathrin-cargo adaptor activity. The record is from RefSeq and is a predicted model, not a curated record.